[Torrubiella] hemipterigena is the source of this 798-nucleotide messenger RNA. NCBI's taxonomy places the organism in Eukaryota, Fungi, Ascomycota, Sordariomycetes, Hypocreales, Clavicipitaceae. The record is from the annotation of a GenBank genome assembly.
AUGCCCAGCAUCCAAACUAGCCUCGGCGACGUGGUAUACACCACACAGGGAGACGGCCCGCCUGUUGUUCUCUUACACGCCACACUGCACGAUAGCCGAGACUUUGCCUCCAUCGUCGACAAGCUUGCUACGCGAUACAAAGUCUUGGCACUUGACUGGCCGUGGCAUGGCGAAUCAAAGGGGCUUCCCAGCCUGGACGGACUUACUGCAGAGGCACUAGCUGAUGUUCUUGAAGAGGUCAUGUCUCGACUACAGCUCGGGUCAGCUCUGUUUAUUGGAAACUCUGUUGGGGGUUUCGCAGCCGCACGCCUUGCAAUCCGCAAGCCAGAGCUUGUUCGCGGCUUAGUCCUUGUGAAUAACGGCGGCUUCUUGGAAUGGAGUGCAACAUCUCGCUUGUUUUGCAAGGCGCUGGGAACACCGGGUCUUGCGCGCUGGAUCCUGCCAGCCAUGGUGCCUCGGUACAUGGCAGCUGAAUCCGACCUCGACCAAGAGAUUUCUAAACGAGCAAUCGCUCGGGCCAAGACUGUCCAAGGUUCCCAAGUUGCGGCGUCCCUGUGGCGCAGUUUCCCUGCCAAAGGGCACGAUCUACGUGGCCAAGGAGACCAGAUCAAGGUGCCGACAUUGAUUAUUUGGGGGACAAGAGAUGGAACGCUUCCCGCCGGGUCGGAUGACUUGGCAAAGCAGAAUAUACCUGGUUCCAGACUAGAGAGGAUUGAAGCUGGCCAUGUGGUGUUUGCAUCCAAGCCUAACGAAUUUCUGGCUUUGGUCGAGCCUUUCUUUGCGUCCAUUCCGCUAUAG